This is a messenger RNA of Talaromyces atroroseus, 3063 nucleotides long. RefSeq names its product FACT complex subunit spt16. Gene Ontology annotation, cellular component: FACT complex. NCBI's taxonomy places the organism in Eukaryota, Fungi, Ascomycota, Eurotiomycetes, Eurotiales, Trichocomaceae. Gene Ontology annotation, biological process: transcription elongation by RNA polymerase II; positive regulation of transcription elongation by RNA polymerase II. Gene Ontology annotation, molecular function: nucleosome binding. The transcript is spliced from 7 exons. The record is from RefSeq and is a predicted model, not a curated record. The coding region runs from base 1 to 3063 and encodes 1020 amino acids.
AUGGCGGAAGAUAUCGUCAUCGACAAGACGAUCUUCUUCGAUCGCUUGUCGUCCUUUUACAAUGCAUGGAAAGCAGAUAAACGAUCGGGCGCUGGCGUUUUUGGAGGAGUUGGUUCCAUCGUCAUUUUGAUGGGCAAGACGGACGAGACAAAUGCAUUUCAGAAAGCCAACGCGAUGCAUUUCUGGCUUCUUGGAUAUGAAUUCCCCGCAACUCUUUUCGUUUUCACCAUAGACACGAUGUAUGUCGUAACGACAGCGAAGAAAGCGAAACAUCUGGAACGACUUAAGGGCGGUAAAAUUCCCGUCGAGAUUCUAGUAACAACAAAGGACCCCGCAGACAAGGCAAAGGCUUUCUCGAAAUGCACAGAAGCUAUUAAGGCAGCUGGGAACAAAGUCGGAACUCUACCCAAGGAUAGUGCUCAAGGACCCUUUGCCGAAGAAUGGAAGCGGGCUUUUGGAGAAGACUUAAAGGAUGUGGAGGAAGUCGAUAUAUCUCCUGCCCUUUCUGCGGCAGCUUUCUCUAUCAAAGGACAGGAAGAGCUGGUGUCGAUGCGCAACGCAGCCAGAGCUUGCAGCGGCCUUAUGUCCGAGUACUUCGUUGACGACAUGUCCCAACUCUUGGAUGAAGGGAAGAAGAUAACCCACAAAGCCCUAGCUACCAGGAUUGACGCCAAAAUUGACGAUGCCAAGUUUUUCAGCAAACUAGCAAAACUCCCGUCAGAGUUUGACCCUCAGCAAAUUGACUGGGCAUAUGGACCCAUUGUUCAAAGUGGAGGGAACUACGACCUGCGCUUGACUGCAACCGCCAAUUCGGACGAGCUUCAUGCCGGUAUCAUCAUUGCGGGUUUUGGCAUAAGGUACAAGACAUAUAGCGCCAUCAUUGCACGAACUUACUUGGUAGAUCCAACAAAGGCCCAAGAGACGAACUAUGGCUUUCUUCUGAAUAUAUACGACGCAGUCAUCAAAGAUAUCCGAGACGGCGUCACAUCCAAGGACCUCUAUAACAAAGCCAUAGGCAUCGUGCGUGCAAAACGCCCCGAUUUGGAGAACAACUUCCUGAAGAAUAUUGGUGCUGGCAUUGGAAUUGAAUUGAGAGACUCCAAUAUGGUGUUGAAUGGGAAGAAUACUCGGACACUGAAAAGCGGCAUGACGCUUUACAUCUCCAUUGGCCUGACAGAUGUUAAAGAUGGGGAUUCUAGGGACAAGAAAAACUCGGUUUAUUCUAUGGUCAUAACCGACACUGUUCGUGUCAGUGAAACUGGCGCCCAUGUGUUUACCAAGGAUGCGGGUAUUGAUAUGGACUCGGUCUCGUUCUACUUUGGUGAUGAGGAGGAGCCCCAGAAAGCUACAAAGGAGAAGGCAGAUAUACGUUCUAGCGCGAUCGCGAGCAAAAAUAUCACAAAAACGAAACUGCGCGCUGAAAGGCCAACUCAAAUCAACGAGGGUGCUGAAGCACGUCGCCGAGAACAUCAAAAAGAACUGGCGUCUAAGAAGUUGAAGGAAGGACUUGAACGGUUCGCUGGCACUACCGGUGAUGGUAACGGUGAAGCCCAAAAGAAGUUUAAACGUUUCGAGUCCUACAAGCGUGAUAACCAGCUGCCUUCCAGUGUGAAGGACCUGACAGUACACGUCGACCACAAAGCUUCUACGGUUAUUGUGCCAAUCAUGGGACGACCAGUGCCAUUCCACAUCAAUACUAUUAAGAACGCUAGCAAAAGCGACGAAGGGGAGUAUGCUUAUCUGCGAAUCAACUUCCUCUCUCCUGGUCAGGGUGUGGGAAGGAAAGAUGAUCAGCCAUUCGAAGAUCCAUCAGCAAAUUUCGUCAGGAAUUUGACACUCCGAUCCAAGGACAACGACAGGUUUGCUCGAAUUGCUCAAGACAUUACAGAGCUUCGAAAGACCGCAUUGCGCAGAGAACAAGAACGUAAGGAGAUGGAAGACGUGGUAGAGCAAGACAAACUGGUGGAGAUUCGCAAUCGACGACCCGUGAAGCUACCAGAUGUCUAUCUCCGUCCACCUUUGGAUGGAAAACGAGUUCCUGGAGAGGUUGAGAUCCAUCAAAAUGGUCUCCGAUACCAGUCGCCGCUGCGAAAUGAACAUGUUGAUGUUCUAUUCAGCAAUGUCAAGCAUCUGUUUUUCCAGCCGUGUGCUCAUGAGCUCAUCGUAAUUAUUCACGUGCAUCUUAAGACACCCAUCUUGGUGGGUAAAAGGAAGACAAAGGAUGUUCAGUUCAUUCGUGAGGCGACUGAAAUGCAAUUCGAUGAGACCGGCAAUCGCCGCCGUAAGCAUCGCUACGGAGAUGAAGAGGAAUUCGAAGCGGAACAGGAAGAACGACGACGCAGGGCAGCCCUAGACCGGGAGUUCAAAGCCUUUGCUGAAAAGAUCUCUGAUGCUGGCAAAGAUGAAGGCGUUGAUGUGGAUAUUCCAUUCCGCGAAAUUGGAUUCAGUGGUGUGCCAAACAGAUCUAAUGUCUUGAUUCAACCGACUACGGAUGCCAUCGUGCAAUUGACCGAGCCGCCUUUCCUUGUCGUAACUUUGAACGAAAUUGAGGUUGCUCAUUUAGAGCGUGUACAGUUCGGCCUGAAAAAUUUUGACCUAGUUUUCGUCCUCAAGGACUUCAAUCGGCCACCGAUUCAUAUUAAUACGAUUCCUGUUGAAUCGCUGGAGGGAGUCAAGGACUGGCUCGAUUCAGUGGAUAUUCCAUUUACCGAAGGACCCCUCAACUUGAACUGGGGUACCAUUAUGAAGACCGUUGCAGCGGAUCCGUACAACUUCUUCGCUGACGGAGGCUGGUCGUUCCUGGCGGUUGAGUCAGAUUCUGAAGAUGGCGAUGAGUCGGAAGAAGAAUCCGCUUUCGAACUGUCGGAAUCUGAGAUGAAUGCAUCGGAUGAGAGUUCGGAAGAGGACAGCGACUUCGACGAUGAUGCCAGUGCUGAAGCUAGUGAUGAAGACCUUAGUGCUGAAGAGAGCGGUGAGGACUGGGAUGAGCUGGAGCGCCAGGCAAAGAAGAAGGAUAGAGAAAGUGGACUUGAUGACGAGCGAAGCAAGAAACGCAAGCGUUGA